AUGAAGGCCAUCAACAGCUUCCAACAAGCACUCGAGGGCAAGAAGGAGGCCGGCAAGGGCACCUUCACCCCCAUCGCACCUCCUAGUCUUCCCCUCGCCGUCAAGGGCCCCUACAUCAGCGCUUGGCUCCCCACAGGCGGCAACCUCAACGCCACGCCUCCCAACGCGGCAGGCAAUGGCGGCCUCCUCGCUGGUCAAGACCCCGCCUUCUGGACCACCGGCUACGGCGCCAAUGGUGACUACCGUCUGGGAUGGCACGGACUCAUUCGCGUAGACAACACGACUUACCAAUGGAUGGGCAACGCCUUUGGCACCACCAUUGCCAAAGGUCCCAAUGCCGAGCAGCUCUCUGCAGAGUACACGGCGACGCGCACCAUCUUCAAGUUCAAUGCCAACGGAGUCCUCUUCACGGUUACCUUCAUGACGCCCGUCUGGCCCAACGACCUCGUCCGCCAGUCGAUUCCGCUCAGCUACUUGCACGUCGAAAUCGACAGCAAGUCGGCGCAAAACCACUACGUGCAGCUCUACGCCGAUAUUGAUGAGAGGUGGGUCACGGCUCACGUUGAGGAGUUCGAGACGUACCCGUAUCACCAGGAGUUCAAAGACUUGAAGGGCGUAGCGCGCUACUAUCUCUCGCGCGACAAGCCCCAGGUCUACACCGAGUUCAGGCAGCGCGCCGAGUGGGGGCAGGUGACUUGGGCCGCUAGGGACAGGCCUGCCAUCUACGCUCGAAACAACAACAACGUUGUCACACAGAAGGAGUUCCUCGACACGGGAAUCCUCACCAAUACCCGCGACCGAGUUGCAGGUGACAACAAUGCCUUUGCCUACGCCGUCGACUUCGACAGCCAUCAGGGCAACUGGGACGCCCUCUUCGCCAUUGGUCAGUUCCGCGACCCCUACGUCAACUACAUUCGCGCCAAAAACCCGGGCACGAACAGCACGAGCAGUUACCAAGAGGACCGCUACGGGCUGUGGGCGGCCAACUUCACCAUGGACGAGGCCACGACCUUCUUCAUUGACGACUUUGAGAACGCUCAGAAGCAAUGCAUCAAGCUCGAUGAGCAGGUUGCGAGCGACUCCAAGGCCGUCGUCGGAGGUGGAGACACGGGCGAUCACUAUGCUGCGAUCACGACCCUCUCUGUUCGCCAGUCGCUCGCUACGCUUGAGCUCACCAUCUCCAAGGACAAGAAGGGCAACUAUAACGCCAAUGACACGCUCAUCUUCCUCAAGGAGAUCAGUAGUAACGGUGACAUGUCGACGGUCGACGUCUUCUUCCCGCAGUUCCCUCUCCUCACAUACCUCAACCCAGAGUUCCUCCGCUUGGUCAUGCUGCCCAUCUUCGAGUACACCGAGAGCGGCCUGUACCCGAACAAGUGGUGUGUGCACGACCUCGGCGUCUACCCCAAUGCAUUCGGGCACAACGACGGUAAUGAUGAGCCCAUGCAGGUCGAGGAGAGUGGCAACAUGAUUCUCAUGACGCUGCACUGGGCUCAACUCGUGGGCAAAAAGGUGGCCGUCCCCUUCCUCCGCAAGCACUACCGCAUCAUGCGCCAAUGGGCCGAGUUCCUCAUCGAGGACUCGCUCAUCCCCUCCUCCCAGCUCUCGACGGACGACUUCGCUGGUGUGCUCGCCAACCAGACCAACCUCGCCAUCAAAGGCAUCGAGGGCAUUGCCGCCAUGGGCGUGAUCGCGGAGUGGAUCGGCGAGACGAAGAAUGCGACCAACUACCGCAACAUUUCGACGGAGUACGUUAAGAAAUGGCAAAAGCUCGCCGUAGACAAGAAGAAGACGCACCUUAAGCUCGCUUACCAGGACGACAAGUCGUGGGGCACGCUCUACAACUUGAUUGGUGAUCGCAUCCUCAACUUGCAGCUGGUGCCCAAGUCGGUGUACGACCUGCAGGACAAGUACUACCCAACCGUGGCACAGAAGUACGGCGUCCCUCUCGACUCGCGCCACAACUGGACCAAGUCUGACUGGGAGAUGUGGGCCUCUAGCAUUGCCACCUCAGACAAGACGCGCAACCUCUUCAUCGACCGGCUGUUCAAUUUCUACUCGGACGCACAGACUGACGCCCCCAUGACGGACCUGUACGAGUCGACUACGGGCGACUUCCCCAAGCAGCCAUUCGACCCUUUGAUCUACUUCAUUGCUCGUCCAGUGGUCGGUGGUCAUUUCAUGCACCUGGCGAUACAGAAGGCGGACAAGGCCAACAAGAUCAGUUCGUCCAAUCCCUACAAGUACGGGCCAAAGAGCAACGACGUACUCGGCGGCGGAGCCAACGUGACCGGGACCGACCUGGCGCUCAGUCAAGACGAACUCUUCAAGAAGGAGUCCGCCAAGCCCAAGCCCAACGACGCCGCUGUUCAAGCCAAGCUGAAGCACUGGGAUGAGCACAAGAACGAUGCUCCUCCGAGCUCUCCGCCUUCGAAGCAGAAGGUCUUGGACGCCCACAAGACGAAGCAGAGGGCCAGCCUCUCCCAGCAGCUCUUUAGCGUGCCGAGGAGCGGCGAAGACUGCGAAGGCGUGGCGUGCUGGGAGCCUUUGAAGGCUAUGGGGUUCAAGAAGAAGCAUAGCAAGGGGCCCGAUGAGUAG
Molecule: messenger RNA, 2598 nt
Organism: Jaminaea rosea
Lineage: Eukaryota; Fungi; Basidiomycota; Exobasidiomycetes; Microstromatales
Product: DUF1793-domain-containing protein
Exons: 3
Coding region: 1-2598 (865 amino acids)
Source: RefSeq, a predicted model, not a curated record